CGGGGCACGCGCGUCCUCGGCGCUGCGGUUUCUCCACGGCUGAUGCCGACUGCAGCUCGAGCUGAUAGAAACCCCUUAACGCACGAGCCAUGCAUCCAGCCCCGCACUGACCAGGACAAACGGACGCUGAGUAGGCGGAGUCUCAACUCUAUUGGCAAACAAUCUUUCAUACUGGUUUCCACCCCUCUGUAUCCUGGGGAUGAACGCACCAAUGAGAAGCUUGACCGGUAUGCCUGAUCGCAUGUUAUGUGCAGUGCUGGAGCAAUUUCAGCUUUACUUUUCCCGUUGAUUCACUCCCUGUAUAGCACGGCUAGCCCCAGCAUGCUGAAGAGGAAGCAGAGCUCACGCGUUGAGGCACAACCCAUGACCGACUUCGGCCCUGAUGAAACCCUCACCGACAGCGCCGAUAUCCUCUGGAUCAACAAACCAUGGGUGCACUCUCUGCUGAGGGCCUGUGCCAUAAUCAGUGUCAUCUCAGUGUGCAUGAACACGCCCAAGACCUUUCAGCACUACCCGCCCCUGCGCUACGUCACCUUCACCCUGGACACGUUGCUCAUGUUCCUCUACACGGCCGAGAUGAUCGCCAAGAUGCACAUCAGGGGCAUAGUCAAGGGAGAUAACUCCUAUGUUAAAGACCGCUGGUGCAUGUUUGAUGGCUUCAUGGUGGUCUUUCUCUGGGUCUCUCUUGUACUUCAGGUGUUUGAAAUAGCUAAGAUUGUGGACCAGAUGUCACCAUGGAGAAUGCUGCGUAUUCCGAGGGCCCUCAUAAUGAUUCGAGCCUUUCGGAUCUAUUUCAGAUUUGAGCUGCCACGCACUCGCAUAACCAACAUUCUCAAGCGAUCUGGAGAGCAGAUCUGGAGUGUGUCCAUAUUUUUGCUCUUCUUUCUGCUUCUUUAUGGAAUUCUGGGGGUUCAGAUGUUUGGCACAUUCAAUCACCACUGUGUCACCAAUGAUACCAAAGACAAUGUGACCUGGAACAACCUGGCCAUUCCUGACACCCACUGCUCCCCAGACGGAGAGGGCUACCAGUGUCCUCUGGGCUUUAAGUGCAUGGAUCUGGAGGAGCUGGGGCUCAGCCGACAGGAGCUGGGCUACAGCGGCUUUAAUGAGCUCGGUACCAGCAUCUUCACCGUGUACGAGGCUGCCUCUCAGGAGGGCUGGGUCUUCAUCAUGUACCGCGCCAUCGACAGCUUCCCGCGGUGGCGCUCCUACUUCUACUUCAUCACGCUCAUCUUCUUCCUCGCUUGGCUGGUCAAGAACGUGUUCAUAGCCGUGAUCAUUGAGACGUUUGCGGAGAUCCGAGUGCAGUUCCAGCAGAUGUGGGGCUCCAGAAGCAGCACAACAUCUACAGCUACUACACAGAUGUUUCACGAGGACGCAUCUGGAGGAUGGCAGCUCGUGGCAGUGGAUGUGAAUAAGCCCCAGGGCCGUGCGCCCGCCUGCCUCCAGCGAUUGAUCCGGUCCUCCAUGUUCCACAUGUUCAUCCUGAGUAUGGUGGCGGUGGAUGUGAUCGUGGCUUCCAGCAACUACUACAAGGGCAAGAACCACCAAAAGGACUAUGAUGAGUUCUACCAGGCCGAGGUUGCCUUCACUGUGCUCUUUGAUUUGGAGGCUCUUCUGAAGAUCUGGUGCCUGGGCUUCACCGGCUACAUCAGUUCUUCUCUACACAAGUUUGAGUCUCUACUGGUCAUGGGUACCACUCUGCACAUCUACCCUGACCUCUACCACUCUCAAAUGACUUACUUCCAGGUGUUGAGAGUGGUGCGUCUGAUCAAGAUCUCUCCUGCACUCGAGGACUUUGUGUACAAGAUCUUUGGUCCAGGGAAGAAGCUGGGAAGUCUGGUGGUGUUCACAGCCAGCCUCCUCAUCGUCAUGUCUGCCAUCAGUCUGCAAAUGUUCUGCUUUGUGGAGGACCUAGACCGCUUCACCACCUUUCCGCGGGCCUUCAUGUCCAUGUUUCAGAUCCUCACCCAGGAAGGCUGGGUGGACGUGAUGGACCAGACCUUGGCAGCAGUGGGGCGCAUGUGGGCUCCAGUGGUGGCCAUUUACUUUAUCCUCUACCACCUGUUUGCCACUCUGAUCCUGCUGAGUCUGUUUGUGGCAGUCAUUCUGGACAAUCUUGAGCUUGAUGAAGAUCUAAAAAAGCUGAAACAGUUGAAGCAGAGCGAGGCCAACGCUGACACGAAAGAGAAGCUUCCUCUGCGUCUGCGCAUCUUUGAGAAGUUCCCCAACAGACCACAGAUGGUGAAGAUCUCCAAGCUGCCAUCAGACUUCACAGUGCCCAGGAUUAGGGAAAGCUUCAUGAAGCAGUUCAUCGAUCGUCAACAGCAAGAUCCCAGCUGUCUGUUCCGCAGACUUCCGUCUGCAUCCUCUUCUUCCUGUGACCACUCCAAGAGGUCAGCCAUCGAGGACAGCAAGUACAUUGAUCAAAAGCUGAGAAGGUCAAUUUUUAGCAUCCGUGCUCGCAACCUCAUGGAAAAGGAGACAACUGUCAAUAAAAUUCUGAGGGCGUGCACCCGGCAGCGCAUGCUGAGUGGCUCGUUUGACGGCCAGCCGACCAAAGAGCGCUCCAUCCUCAGUGUCCAGCAUCACAUUCGCCAGGAGCGCAGGUCUCUCAGGCAUGGAUCCACCAGCCAGAGGAUCAGCAGAGGCAAAUCUCUGGAGACGCUCACCCAGGAUCACUCUAGCACGGUGCGCUACCGCAACGCCCAGAGGGAGGACAGCGAGAUCAAGAUGAUCCAGGAAAAGAAGGAGCAGGCUGAGAUGAAACGAAAAGUCCAAGAAGAGGAACUGAGGGAGAACCACCCGUACUUUGACAAGCCGCUCUUUAUAGUCGGGCGAGAGCACCGCUUCCGGAACUUCUGCCGGAUGAUCGUGCGGGCCCGCUUCAACGCGUCAAAAACAGAUCCCACGACAGGAGCUGUGAAAAGCACUAAAUAUCAUCAGUUAUAUGAUCUGCUGGGCUUGGUCACAUAUCUGGACUGGGUGAUGAUCGUGGUGACCAUCUGCUCCUGCAUCUCCAUGAUGUUUGAGUCUCCCUUCACCAGAGUCAUGCAUGCCCCUACGCUGCAGAUAGCGGAGUACGUGUUUGUCAUCUUCAUGAGCAUCGAGCUGACUCUGAAGAUCAUGGCAGACGGCUUGUUCUUCACCCCCACUGCAGUAAUCAGGGACUUUGGCGGCGUCAUGGACAUUUUCAUCUACUUAGUCAGCCUGAUCUUCCUGUGCUGGCUGCCCGAGGAUGUGCCCCCGGAGUCGGGCGCCCAGCUCCUGAUGAUGCUGCGCUGUCUGCGUCCGCUGCGCAUCUUCAAGCUGGUGCCACAGAUGAGGAAGGUGGUCCGGGAGGUCCUCAAAGGCUUCAAGGAGAUCUUUCUGGUCUCUAUUCUUCUUCUGACACUCAUGCUGGUGUUUGCGAGCUUUGGGGUACAGCUCUUUGCAGGGAAGCUUGCCAAAUGUAAUGAUCCUCAUAUCGGUGAAGAGAAAGACUGCCACGGCAUCUUCAGAAUUAACGUCAGCAUCUCCAAAAACCUGAACCUGAAGCUCCGGCCAGGAGAGACGAAACCCGGAUUUUGGGUGCCAAGAGUGUGGGCGAACCCUCGCAACUUUAACUUCGACAACGUGGGCAACGCCAUGCUGGCUCUGUUUGAGGUGCUGUCUUUGAAAGGCUGGGUGGAGGUGAGAGAUGUCAUCAUACACCGAGUGGAUCCGACCCAUGGCAUCUACAUCCACGUGUUUGUCUUCCUCGGCUGCAUGAUUGGACUGACUCUGUUUGUGGGCGUUGUGAUAGCAAACUUUAAUGAGAACAAGGGAACGGCUCUGCUCACAGUAGAUCAGAGGAGAUGGGAGGAUCUGAAGAGCAGACUGAAGAUUGCUCAGCCACUACACCUCCCCCCACGCCCAGAAAAUGGUGGCCUCCGGGCAAAGAUGUAUGACAUCACCCAGCAUCCUUUCUUCAAGCGGGGCAUAGCAGUGCUGGUCUUAACCCAGUCUGUUCUCCUCUCCGUUAAGUGGGACGUCAAUGAAGCGGUGACAGUUCCGCUGGCAACCAUGUCUGUUGUUUUCACCUUCAUCUUUGUCCUGGAGGUGACUAUGAAGCUGAUAGCCAUGUCACCGGCUGGGUACUGGCAGAGCAGGAGAAACAGAUAUGACCUGCUGGUCACGUCACUUGGGGUCAUAUGGAUCAUCCUACACUUCGCUUUACGUAAUGCCUAUACCUACAUGAUGGGCACUUGUGUGAUUGUGCUGAGGUUUUUCACUAUAUGUGGAAAGCACGUCACACUGAAGAUGCUUCUGCUGACCGUGGUGGUGAGCAUGUACAAGAGCUUCUUCAUCAUCGUGGGCAUGUUCCUGCUGCUCCUCUGCUACGCCUUCGCGGGCGUUGUGCUCUUCGGCACCGUAAAAUACGGCGAGAACAUCAACAGGCACGCAAACUUCUCCACUGCCGGGAAGGCCAUCACCGUACUGUUCCGUAUCGUCACAGGUGAAGACUGGAAUAAGAUUAUGCAUGACUGCAUGGUGCAACCUCCCUUCUGCACGCCAGACAAGCACCGCUACUGGGAGACGGAUUGCGGUAACUACGCCGGCGCGCUGGUCUACUUCUGCUCCUUCUACGUCAUCAUCGCCUACAUCAUGCUCAACCUGCUCGUGGCGAUCAUCGUGGAGAACUUCUCCCUGUUCUAUUCCACGGAGGAGGACCAGUUGCUGAGCUACAAUGACCUGCGACACUUCCAGAUCAUUUGGAACAUGGUGGAUGACAAGCGGGAGGGCGUGAUCCCCACCUCCCGGGUGAAGUUCCUGCUGCGGCUUCUGCGUGGCCGGCUGGAGGUGGACCUGGACAAGGACAAGCUGCUCUUCAAACACAUGUGCUACGAGAUGGAGCGGCUGCACAGCGGAGGGGACGUCACCUUCCAUGACGUGCUGAACAUGCUGUCCUACCGCUCGGUGGACAUCCGGAAAAGUUUGCAGCUGGAGGAGCUGCUGGCGCGCGAGCAGCUGGAGUACACCAUUGAGGAGGAGGUAGCCAAGCAGACCAUCCGCAUGUGGCUGAAAAAGUGCCUGAAGCGCAUUCGAGCCAAGCAGCAGCAGUCCUGCAGUAUUAUCCUCAGCCUGCGCGAGAGCCAGCAGCAGGACCUGCGGCGCCUGCUCAGCCCGCCCAGCAUCGAGACCACCGUGCCCAGCGACGACGCCGCCGGCAGCAACCAGGAAAACCCCGCGCAGCCCGAGCAGAACAGCGGCCUGCACACCCUGCUGAGCCCCACCCUGUCAGACCACAGCGGCUACCGGCAGGACUCGGCCGAGCGGCCCCAGCGGAAGCUGGGCCAGUGGAGGCUGCCCACAGGACGCUCCAGCAUGAAGUCCGUUGUGUGCAAGAUGAACCCUGUGAACGACGAGGCCUCCUCCGGGUCAGAGGUCAAAAAGUGGUGGACCCGGCAGCUGACGGUGGAGAGUGACGAGAGUGGAGAUGACCUCAUUGACAUUUGAGGGUCCGUGGCUGCAACCAUUAAGCGUGUCCUGUCCCUUCUGUCUCGCGCGGGCAGCGUCCUGUCCAACUGAAGUACCUACACUUUGGAAACUGUUUAUGCAUCUGAACAUACGUGAAUGAUGUAUUGAGCGAGUAUGCAAAUGCACCUGUGUCAGAAGGGGCACAAAGUAAAGUUUUAGUCCUUCCUGAAAUUCCAGAUUAACUCUCAGUACUUCCCUCAUGCCCCUUCCAGACUGCCAUCUGUGUUGUAACAGCAGCCUAUAAAAGGCUCAUUGACCUUUAAGCAUUAUGAAAUGGUUCCCAUCUACAUUUAAUGCCUGCGAUAUCAGUACAUGAUAUGCACUCGCCACCUUUAAGGAUCUGAGUUAGUAGGCGCUGCUGUUGAUUGGCUGUGCCCCAUCUGCCAAUGGCAGAUGAGCUCUCCCAAGGUUUGGUAUUAAUGAUGUGUGCCCUCAGGAAGUGGAGUGUAUUGUAAGAGAAUCCUGAACUGACACAGGUGCAGAACUUUAGCACACGUUCACGUAUGUCUAAGGUAAUUCUAUAUGAAAGCCAUUUGCAGCUUCUGUGUCUUUGUACUGGCAUCUUCACUUCUUAUGUAAUCUUCUGAGUUGCUUAUGGAGGAAUCUAAAUAUGUAUGUUCCUCAUGUCCAUGAUUGUUAUGGUGUAAUACAGUUUGCAAAUGGUCCUAACACUGCAAAGAUUUGCAGACAAGACAUGAAUGUACUUCUGUUAUAGUCUGUUCAAGUGACUGUGUGUAACGCUAAAGUAUUAUAAUAAAGUUAAAUAAGUUAUUUACUUUAGAAAAUAAAAAUAUCCUGAUAAUUUUUUAAUAAAAUAGAUUUAUUACAUUUAUAUGUAUUCUGUGAUUUUUAAUGAUAGAUAAUAUGAUCGAUAAUAAACCUGUAAAUAAUA
Electrophorus electricus (electric eel) is the source of this 6391-nucleotide messenger RNA. The record is from RefSeq and is a predicted model, not a curated record. NCBI's taxonomy places the organism in Eukaryota, Metazoa, Chordata, Actinopteri, Gymnotiformes, Gymnotidae.